Molecule: messenger RNA, 376 nt
Organism: Mytilinidion resinicola
Lineage: Eukaryota; Fungi; Ascomycota; Dothideomycetes; Mytilinidiales; Mytilinidiaceae
Exons: 1
Source: RefSeq, a predicted model, not a curated record
UGCAUCAACACCACGUCCUCUACAUCACUACCCUCACCACCGUGCCCCUCCGGCCGCCCCCUGGGGCCGCCACGCGUCCGUAGAGGAAGAGGACCAGGCACGUGGAGGAACAUCGCAUCUCCGGCGAGCUCGUAAGACUACUGCUCGUGCAAAUUGCGACACCGACUAGCCAAAUUACUAUGGCAGGUGUCUCCACAGGCACGCCGGCGGUCGAGCGGACCAUUGUAGUGUUGAACAAUCCUAUACAGUUCACAGGUACAGCUCCAGAUCGCUCCACCGGACAAGCAGGCACUCCAAUAGCUACUCAGGGCUCUAUUUCCUUAGUCCCCGACAGCCAACCAGCCCCUGAGGAUGCCCCUAUGUCCACGCCUGAGGA